AUGGCUGACCAACUGUCGCAGCUGGAAAGCAGCAUAGAAACCAUCAUCAAUAUCUUCCACCAGUACUCUAUACGGCUGCAGCCCCCGGACACCCUGAAUAAGAAAGAAUUCAAACAGCUGGUGAAAAAAGAGCUGCCAAACUUUCUCAAGAAGGAGAAGAAGGAUGACAAAGCCAUAAACGAGAUCAUGGAGGACCUGGACACAGAUGUAGACAAGGAGAUUAACUUCAAGGAGUUCUCUGUGCUGGUGGGCAAGCUGACGGAAGCCUCCCACGAGGAGAUGCACAAGACGGCGCCCCCAGGAGAAGGCCACAGGCACGGGCCAGGCUUCGGGGAGAGUGGUUCAGGCUACGGCCACAGCCAUGGCAAUCACGGCCACAGCCACUAA
Messenger RNA from Mesoplodon densirostris (Blainville's beaked whale), 387 nucleotides. RefSeq names its product S100 calcium binding protein A9 (gene S100A9). Bases 1 to 387 code for a protein of 128 amino acids. The record is from RefSeq and is a predicted model, not a curated record. Gene Ontology annotation, molecular function: calcium ion binding. Gene Ontology annotation, cellular component: cytoplasm; extracellular exosome; nucleus. The transcript has 2 exons. NCBI's taxonomy places the organism in Eukaryota, Metazoa, Chordata, Mammalia, Artiodactyla, Ziphiidae. Gene Ontology annotation, biological process: endothelial cell migration; chronic inflammatory response; neutrophil chemotaxis.